AGUGGGAGGGUUCGACUAGUGAGCAAACAUGGCUGACCGUACCGGGGACUGGCUUGGGGAUAUACUUGGUGACGUCACCAAGCAGUCGGCAGCCACGCAAGCCAUCAUUGGGGGUGCGGCUGGCUGGGGAGCUGGUUUUUUGCUGGUCAGGUUUGGAACAAUGGCAGCUUUAUCAUUUGGCAUGUCAAUCUUGUUACUACAGUUUGCCCAGCACCAAGGAUAUAUUAACAUAACCUGGCCUCCUGUGGACGACAACAUGUAUGAUAAUUUGAGAUCACAAAUACAAAAUGAAUACCGGCGACAGUACUCUGGGGUACAGAGGUUUGCACAAAAUAACAUUGUUUUGGCGACAGCAUUCGGUGGUGGAUUUUUCUUUGGAGUGUCAUACUUUAGUGGCAUCUGAGUACAUGGUAUUUCGCCCACACACUUUUAGCAGCCAGGAAUGAUCCUAGCCACGUUGAACCGAAGACUUCCAGAAGCGUGAACUAGUUGAGUAACAAGGAAUCCAAAAUUCAUUACUACCAAUCUUAGAUGAUCCACGGAGUAGGUUAUUCAACAGUGUGGUCAUUCAGCCAUUUCUCUCUCAUCUCUGGAACACACUAUUCGUUUCGUCUGUGAAGUUAACUGUGUACAUGUCGCAUGUCGGUGAACACGAAUUUAAUGUUUCAGUCACAAUAGCCUCUUACAAUAUAGACCUCAUGUGAUUUUCUGUCACCUGUAACGAAGUUGUCAUACAGUCCAUGUAUACCCUUUCUCAUAAGCGUACGAGGCGGGGGCGGUGGGGGGGGGGGGGGGGGGGGAGGGUGCAACUGCUUCCUAGUCCUGGAGCAAAAAUGAUACACAUACCUGUUUACCAUGUAUUUCUAUCAUUCCACCCUCAAUAUUAGUUGUAAUCCAUAUAAAAAUGUGUAGUGAUUCGUCUGCAACCCUAUGCAACUGUUAUGCUAAUAUGAAGAAAUGAUGUUAUCCAGAUUCGGGCAUUUUCGUUUAAUUCGGGCAAAAGCCAGCCUGCCCCAUUACACAAUUAGGAGCCCGUACGCCUAUGUGCUUUCUUGCAUUAUUAAUAAACUGUUAUACAUUACUUGGUUUAUAAUGCAUUAUUAAUUCUGUAAACUUCAUAUGCAUAACUGUAUAUGAAGUUUAUUAACAUGCAUACUAGACCAAGUUAUGUUCAAAAGAAACUACUUCAUCUGUUUUCAGUCCUAGAUUACUAAGUGUCUGUAUUUUAGCGGAGGUAACACAGUAAAGCCAAAAAGCCUCACGGUAGUAACUGACGAUUGUAUUUACCAUUCGUUACAGGUCAUAGAUCGGUACGUGUAGUCAGUCGUCACAAUAUAUAAUAUAUAGCUAUGUCACACCACUGUUCUCUUUGUGUAUAUGUGGUUGCUCAUAAUUGAAAGGUAUUUUAUAUUUUAUCAUUCAGUUGAACGCCAUAUAUACUUGUGCUGGAUUUUUUUUGUUUUUUUAAUUAAUUAAUUUAUUUAUUGUAUAUAUUUUUUGUAUAUGAAAACGAGAUGUGAUAUUCUCGCAUUUUCAGCUGUUUAUAUUGCAACAAUGUUACACUUGUUCUUGAGGGGUUUUUUUACUUGUUUAUUUAUUUAUUUAUUUAUUUAUUUAUUGUAUAUAAAACGAGAUGUGAUAAUCCCCCAUUUUAAGCUGUUUUUAUUAGUACAAUGAAUUUAUAGAUAUUUCCAUUGAAUUAUAAUCCUUGUUUUGUUUUGUGUAUAUAAAAAAGAAAUACGAUAGGCUCCCAUUUUAACCUGUUUAUAUUGGUACAAUGAAUUUAUACAUAUUUUGGUUGAAUUCUAAUCCUUGUUUUUUUGUGUAUAUAAAAAAAGAAAGAAAUGUGAUAGUCUCCCAUUUUGAGCUGUUUAUGUCGGAACUAUGAAUGUAUAGAUUUUAAUUAUUUAUAUUUUUGAACUUGUUUCUUUUGUAUGUUCCUCCAUUUAUAGAUCUGCUUGCAGUGUGCACACGAAACUAACUAGUCCGGUCACAAUCAAAAUAGUAUUAUCUAAAAACUCAUUGAUUGUGCCCAAGAUUUAGGAUAGCAUAAAUCGAAAAUGUGACAAAACUGUCCCAUUUAUAUAUCUUCCAAUAUUCAUUACUAUGUCAUGUAAAUAUAUGUUACUUAGCUUGUGUACAAUAUUUUAACUCAUGUUUUUGCUAAAUAAUUGUGUGUUCUGAUGUACAUGUGAAUAAAAAUCAAAGUGUUA
Gigantopelta aegis is the source of this 2213-nucleotide messenger RNA. Its product is annotated as FUN14 domain-containing protein 1A-like. Gene Ontology annotation, cellular component: mitochondrial outer membrane. The transcript has 5 exons. The record is from RefSeq and is a predicted model, not a curated record. NCBI's taxonomy places the organism in Eukaryota, Metazoa, Mollusca, Gastropoda, Neomphalida, Peltospiridae. The coding region runs from base 29 to 403 and encodes 124 amino acids. Gene Ontology annotation, biological process: autophagy of mitochondrion.